Molecule: messenger RNA, 674 nt
Organism: Fukomys damarensis (Damara mole-rat)
Lineage: Eukaryota; Metazoa; Chordata; Mammalia; Rodentia; Bathyergidae
Product: protein CEBPZOS-like
Exons: 1
Coding region: 130-408 (92 amino acids)
Source: RefSeq, a predicted model, not a curated record
UUCAUAACCUAACAGUUUCUGCUAAUCUUUUUCUCACAUGAUACAGUUGAUUCUGUCAGAGCUCUCUAAUGUCUGUACCCAAAUACAGUGCAAAGAGAAAUUACAACAGACCUCACUAUUUGAUUCAUUAUGAAAUAUAUGAGGCAUGUGCCUCCCCAAUGCACAUGUUCCAGGAUGGCGCGCCCUAUGGAAACACUGGCAAAGAAGAUCUUAAAAGGAGUUUCAGUAGCUGAACUUAUGGGCAUUUUUGGAGCAUAUUUUUUGUUGAAUAAGAUGAACACAAGACAAGAUUUCAGGCAAACAAUGAGUAAGAAAUUUCUUUUCAUCUUAGAAGUUUAUUACAAAUCCAUUGAACAGUCUGGAAUUUAUGGAACCAGAGAGCAAGAUCAAGAAAAAAUGGUUGGAUAGCAAAAAUUAGUACAGUCGCGUUCAGCCUCCCAUCUAAGCUGUUUGAGAACUUUAAAAGAAGAAAAAUGAGUUCACCGUGCUGUGUGCUGAGCAGCAGGACUGCAGGUCACCUUGGCAUGCAGCUCCCACCCACUAGGCAAGCCCACCGCCUGUCUGCUGCUCUUUACUUUUUUUGUCAAAGACUAAUAUUUUACAAAGAAACACUAAGGAAGGAAAAGGAACAAAUGCUCUAUGAAGAUUUCCUUUCUCUCGAGUACUUUUACUUG